This is a messenger RNA of Musa acuminata AAA Group (dessert banana), 630 nucleotides long. RefSeq names its product cell number regulator 13-like. Gene Ontology annotation, biological process: cell surface receptor signaling pathway. The coding region runs from base 1 to 630 and encodes 209 amino acids. The record is from RefSeq and is a predicted model, not a curated record. Lineage: Eukaryota; Viridiplantae; Streptophyta; Magnoliopsida; Zingiberales; Musaceae. The transcript is spliced from 2 exons.
AUGGAGGAGGUGGCCAACGUCGUCGGCCUCAUCAGAACCUUCAUCGACGCCGCCGAGACUGCACAAAGCCUCAGGGAGGAUUGCCUGGAAUUCCCGGAGUAUCUGCAGCUGAUCACCUCGCAUCUGGAGAAGCUCCAGGACAAGGCACUCAGUGACGGUACCAUAAAGACAUUGACGAAACUGGAGGAUACACUGGAGAGGUCCUACGAGCUCGUCCACGGCUUCCACAGACAAAACUACGUCUCUCGUAUGAUCAACCACAGCUAUCUCCGGAACACGAUGAGAAGAGCACAGGAUGAUAUCGAUAAGUACUUGAGGCUUAUUCCACUCACCCUACAUGUAUCGACUCAUCGAGAUGAUCCUUCGUUGACAUCCGAAAACAGUCGUCUUAUAGUUUAUCGGAUGUUAGAGACCACUGUGAUCAUGUCGAUUCGUAUGAGCAAGAAACUAAUAGCGGUUCUGAGAAGUAUCACACAGAAGAUGAACAACACAGUGAUGAAGAGUUGCUUCCCUAACAGAAACAUGAACAGGCUUCCUUCCUGCUCUCAUCUAACAUUUGGAUCUGCCGUCGGAGAGCAACAGUACCAAAACCGUACUCGUAAAUCGAUUCAGAAAGAUGGAAGGCAUUGA